Diorhabda carinulata is the source of this 14669-nucleotide messenger RNA. RefSeq names its product broad-complex core protein isoforms 1/2/3/4/5 (gene br). Gene Ontology annotation, molecular function: protein binding. The record is from RefSeq and is a predicted model, not a curated record. Gene Ontology annotation, cellular component: nucleus. Gene Ontology annotation, biological process: regulation of transcription by RNA polymerase II. The transcript is spliced from 7 exons. Bases 474 to 2042 code for a protein of 522 amino acids. Lineage: Eukaryota; Metazoa; Arthropoda; Insecta; Coleoptera; Chrysomelidae.
AGUGUUCGAUUUUUUUAUUUUGAUAUUUUUAAUUGCGGGCCUGUACCGCUGUACUCGUUAUUCUGCGCAUUUUCAUUCUACAGAGAGCGCGGGAGAGGGGUAGCAAGGCACACGCACUAUUUUUUAGUGCUAGCUUAUUACAGCAGAUGUCUCAUAGCCAUGUCCCAAUAAAGAAUAAGCUCCCGACAUUUUUUUGCGCGCUUCAAUUUUUAAUAUACGCCCGAAACUCGUGAUGUUCUGACGAACGGUCCACAAUAGCACGAUUGCAUUUGAAAUAUUCGCGAAGUGUGACUCAUUUAUAUUUUAACUGAAUACAGUUUUUAAAUUUACCGCGUUUUAUGUGUGUUUUCAAAACAUCUGUGUAACAAGGCGCGAACUCACCGCACGAUGAUAUUUUAACGUAAUAUGGAUUCUGCAGAAAAAAUAAAAACGUUUCAAUGAUUAUUUUUUUUAUCAGGUGAAUUUUAUUUACAAUGGUAGAUACACAACAUUUUUGUCUACGUUGGAACAACUAUCAGAGCAGCAUAACAUCGGCCUUCGAAAACCUCCGUGACGAUGAAGAUUUUGUAGAUGUUACGUUAGCCUGUGAUGGAAAAAGUUUGAAGGCUCACCGAGUGGUUUUGUCAGCUUGUAGUCCGUACUUUAGGGAAUUACUCAAGAGUACACCUUGUAAACACCCGGUGAUAGUCCUUCAAGAUGUCGCUUGGACAGAUUUGCAUGCAUUGGUCGAGUUCAUUUAUCACGGAGAAGUUAAUGUACAUCAACGUUCCCUCUCGUCAUUCCUCAAAACGGCAGAAGUCCUCAGGGUUAGCGGUCUCACACAACAACACGGAGAUGGUAGAGAACAGUUGGCCCAAGUACAAAGUAUGGUCAGAUCACAGCAACAUUCGACGCCAGUAUCCAACCACCAUUCGUCAUUCACGGAUAAGCUAGUAGAAGAUAGUUUAUUCACGUCUCCUUCCUCCCCUCCCCAUGGCGCUACUGUGAAUCAGUUGCUCAGAAGAGCCGCAUUGCAAUACAGGAGAGAAAGAAGGAUAUCAAUGGAUCCAGAUAAUGAACAUAAAAGAACAAGAAUUGAUCAUAUAAUGGGCAAUAACAAUAACAAUAACAAUAAUAAUGAAUUAAAUUUAUCGACGACGCAUUCGCAACACCUCCCACCACAAACUCAACCGGCAGAUUUUUCCCCUAGCGCUAUGAAGAAUAAUGUGCUCAAUCUCAAUCUUAAUUCGAUAAAAACCGAUACAGAAGGUAAUAAUGGGAUAAGUAGUACGGAUAGAGAAGCUUCGCCGUGUUCGCCGUCCCCCACCCUCCUCCAUUCCCGAUGUAACAACAACGACAACGACAACAAUAACAUAAAAAAUGAACCAAUAGAAUUGCUCUGUAAUACCAACCAGGACGACAACAGCAACGACUCAGCCGACAUGACCAACGAUAACGGGGGCAGUGUGCCUCAUGGUGGUCCUCAUUCGGGUAGUUCGGGGGGUGGCGGGGACCACGACGAUCAUGAUAGCGCCAUAAGUCCUUAUUUAACGCCGACGGAAAGCAAAUUAUUUGCAACGGCGGCGGGAAGUUUUAAUUUUAGUAUGGCGGCGCUAGCGGGUGAUACUUCUAUGUUAGGAGGAUUGAAUCAGUCUCUACAGGGAAACGACAAUUUGGCUGGGACUUCGCAAGGGCCGGUGCGGAUGCCACCCCCCACUUCCGGAGGCAUCAACGAACCCCAGGAGUGUCCUUACUGCCGGCGCACUUUUAGCUGUUACUACUCUCUCAAGAGGCAUUUUCAAGAUAAGCAUGAGCAAUCCGACACCCUCUACCUCUGCGAAUUCUGCCACCGGCGAUAUCGCACCAAGAACUCGCUCACCACCCACAAGAGUCUUCAGCAUCGAGGCUCCAGUGGCAUGCUCAAACGAUUGCUCAAGACGACGGCGAUCAAGAGCGUCCUCAGUGCCAGUGCUGCUGCCACCGCCUCUUCACCGCCGAUCCAUCAACAGCAGCCACCGUCGAUCCACCAACAACAGCAGCAACCGCCCCCGCGCCUCCAGUGAGCCGCUACUCUGGUAAAGGCCUAAAAGCUAUUCGAACCGAAAGUACAAAUCCCCACAGAGCCCAAUGUAGUUUUUAUAUGUCUAUAUUUACUACUCACAAGCAUCUUGGCAGGCAGCCAUUUAAAACAUCCCCUUUUUUCCUUUAAGUAACCCAACCCGAUGACAUAUCUUCAUCAUAUCACCCUCCGGUACAUCACGUUCAGUGCAUGUGUUGUAUAUCGUGAUUUACCCAUUUUAUGAGACAUUUCCCAGUGUUACUGUGAUUCAGUUCAGAUUAUAUUCCCCACUGUUUUAACCAAGCACUAGGUAUCAACGAAAUGAUUUUGAAUCGGUUUCUCAAAGUUGUGAUUGGAUAUCAUUACUUGAAAUUCAUUUAUCAGAAAUGAAAAUAGAAUUAGUAGCAUUUUUCUAUUCAAUAAAAUAAGUAGAGGUUAUUGUUGAUAUAAAUCGACAUCCAAUACCUAGAUCAUUCAAAUGAAAAGAAUAAGUUUACUCUCUAUGUAUAAUUAUCUCUAAUUUUAUUCAUAAUACAAUCAAAAUUGUUAUUUUGUUAAUAUUUCAUUUGACAAAAUUUCAAUAAUGGAACUGUAUCGUUUCAGUUCACUUUUUUUUUAGUAUUAUACAGUAAAAUUUUUUCAUAAUCAACCAAUUAUUGUGAUAAUUAAAAAAAUAUUUUCAUGGGGUAAUAUGAAUUUAUUAAGUGCUUACCAUAACUUUGCACAAGAUCAUUUCGUUGCUAGAUCUUGUCCUUGUGACGAUAAUUUUAUCCUUCCCAAUAUCCCCCGCCCUUAAAUAUUUAUCACAUUCUUCUCCACAAAAAUUGCAUUUUGAAUGUAAAAAAGGUGAAUGAUCGUUUUCUAAUAAUGUAAAAAUAAUUGUUGAAUUUUUUCACAGCAGAAUAUAUUUUUCUCUGUGUAUGUUAACUUACGAAAUGCGAUUUUUUUAAACAAAGAAAACUUUAAAAUGGUGAAUAUUUCAUUAUUAAUCGUUACUUCUAUUUGUUAUACAUAAAUUCCACAAUCUGAAUGAAUCCUUAUUAUACAGGGUGUUUUGAGAUAUAUUUACUACUUGUAGCAGUUUUAACUGAAUGUAAUUAGAGAACUGUUUGAGUUAAACACGACAAAAAUUAUGUCUUUACAUUCUUUUAACCAAUUUAUUCAAAAAAAUAUUCAAAUCCUAGAAUAUAUUGCAUGCAUUGCUUACUAACAAUUUGGCCAACAAUGUCAUCCCAAUGUUAAGUUAUGCUUAGCUUUGUGGUUUUAUCAAUGAAAUGUGAAAAUUUGUGAUGAAGUUAACCCCUCAACAUGCGUAGGAAAUUACGCGCCGAAACUAUAUAUUCAUUUUAAAGGGAGUAAAUUUUGUUUUUAUAACAAGAAGAAACGAUAUCAUCUAUUUCAUGUUUAGCUUCAACAGUCGAUAAAUACUAUUUAAGAAAAACAAUUUACAAACUCCCUGUAUAAUCUAUUACAGUUUAUAUCAGAUACAUUUAAAACGAUAGUGCUGUAAAAACAGUUAUCUGUAUAAUGGAACAUAUUUUAGUUGUUGCAGUAUUUUCGGUUUUUCAUAUUCACUCUGUAUAUUUAUUAGGAUAAAACGUGACAAAAUGGAAUAAAACGAGGCAAGCAGGCCAACGACAUCCAAUAUAUUGGUAAUAUUUUGAUAUAAUUUCAUAAAAGAUUACAAUCAAGUCGAAAGUACUGCAGCGAAAAAUUACGAAAUUUUUGUUCUAACUGUUCUUACAAUUAUAUGCAGUGUAAGUCUAAAGCAUCUUGACGAACACAUCAGGUCAAUUUUCAAAAUCAAAUUCCUAUUAGUUAUGAAUACUUAGAUGACAAACAUUCAUCUAGUAUAUUAAAAUAAUAUUUAUGGUAGGAAAUUUCUAGGUUUGCUUUGGAGUAGUGGAUUCUAAGGUAGGAUAACAUUGAUCAAAAAGCAAAAAGAAUCUCAAUUAUAGCAGCAUUCUCUUUGUCAGCUCUCAUUUAAAUGAAAGUACAUUUUUCACAAAACUUUAGUUCGACGAACCGUUCGGGCUAUAAUUUAUUAUCGAGUAACAUAAUUCAGUUUUUAUCAUUUUAUUCAAGCCAUUUCCUCCCAAAAAAUCAUAGUUAUCUUAAAGUGUGGAAGAUCCUGUUUGAUAUUCCUCUAUGGUGGAAUAUCGUAGCAAGGGGUCGCCUUCCAUAAAUAGCAUUCUUUAAACAACUGUACACAUCUCCAAUUGCCGUUCCAACUUCAUCAGUGAAUAAAUUUCUUGACCAGUUUGUUGGUGAUUUUAUACUUUACUCAUUCUUAAACUGUUAAACUCACAAGAGGAGGCCAACAAGUCUGAGAGUGGUUAAGAAGUUUGAUUAUGACUUGAUCGUAAGCAACAACAUAAGAAAAGCAUUUUUCUACUGCUUUUCUUAUGAUUUAUAUACGGUGGGGUGAUUUAUGCACAACGUUUCUAACUUAAUCUAUUUUUACACUAACACUAAAUACAAUAAACUAUACCACUAUUCACCAAACUAUACACUUAUCACUAAACAUUUAUCCAUUUCUUAUCAACUAAUUUAUUUAAACUCGUCAAUCCCGUUGUGUUCAGGAUGACAUCAGAUUAUUUAAUGACUACUACGGCCGUAAACAAAUAAAAAAACCUUCUUAGAAAUUCACUUUAUAGGUAGGACCAAAACAUACUGUAAGUAGGUUAUAAAAACAAUAUAAAGAAAUUGUCGCCGUAUAUAAAAAUCAUAAUGUAAAUGGUCCUUCUGGCAAUUGUACCCACCGGAUUCGCCAAACUUUUAUGAAUAUAAUAGAUCAGGACCGGCUUCAUGGUCUACGGCAUCGGAGGAGUUCGUAACAGUAAAAAGUAAUGAGUUUCUCAAAAGAUUUUUCAGUCAAAUAUUUUCUAAUUAGUGGCAAUAUUUUAGAAUUUUGAUUUAGCUGAACAUAAACACUAUCUUUUUGCUCGACACAAUACAUUAAACGUAUUCAAACGUUGUUAUCAUUAAAUGAGAUAAAUUAGUAUUUCGCUAAUUUGAAACUAGCUACUAAAGUCGAAAUUAAAUACGCGUGCUUUUUGAAAAUAUCAAAUUUUACAAUCGGAGAAAUAAGCUCUGCAAUCCCAUAAGAUUAUUACGUUUAUCAUUUUCCGUUUUAUCUGAUUCAAAAAUAUUGGGGUUUUCUUAAGAUCCAUAAUUCUUAUUUUAAAAUUGUUUAAAAAAUUGAUUAAGUAUGGUGCAAAUGAAAGGAAUAAGUUCGUUAUUUCGUGCACCGGCGACUUGAGGAAAAAUUUUGAAACCAAUUAAUUUUUCUUUUUACACAGGCUAUUCGCAAAGAUAUUUUUGACGUCAUAUCUGUUAGCGUGAUGACGGCAUUGCUAAAAUUUUUAAAUAGAAAUGUGGGUGUUGCGAUAUAUUACUUGAAAGGUCUUUCAAAUACUUAUCCAGCCAUAUACAUAUAUCUGAAUUAAAUUUCUUAUUUCUUAAACCUUUUGUUAUAUUAACGCUUCUAAAUUUUCUUGAUUUUACGUCUAAUUUCAAAAGAAAAGAGAACUAAAAUCAAGAACAUUAAAAGCAUUAAUAUAAUUCAGCUAUUAAGUUUGCUUUUAUUAAAAAAUUGAUUAAGCAUGGUGCAAAUGAAAGGAAUGAGUUCGUUAUUUCAAAACCGGCGACUUUGAGGAAAAAUCCUGAACCCUGCUAAUUUUAUAUUUAAACAAGUUAUUCGCAAAGAUACCUCCUUAUUUUUGACGUCAUCGCAAGAAAGAACAUCAAAAGAAAGGAUUGAGGUUGCACAAAUGAAUCCAGAAGUUAUAAAGAAGGUUCGCGACGCGUCCUUCUUUUCACUAUAUAUAAAAUUUAUUGCCGGUUUACGAGAUAACGAAUUUAGUCCUUUCAUUUGCACCAUACUGCAUUCACUAAGAAGAUCAGGUGGCCACGGAUGUACGAUGAAUUCAGAAUGAGGUUAUAUUUUCCUAAAUACUUCAAGAAAGUUUUUCCUUUAACUGCAAACAGGCUUUAAUAACAUUUAUAUUGUUUCGUUUCCAACGUCAUCUUUUUCGACUCUCUUUGGAGGAACAAAUUGUUACCUUUCUGAACCAUGAAAGGCUGUAGCUUGGUUAUUAUCACUUUUUUCUUUGUCUGGAUCUUCCAAGACUUGAGGAAAUAGCUCUGGCGUAGGGCAACGGUUCUUGAUUAAUCGUCCGUAAUACACGCCAUUGUUUGCACUAAAUUUUUGUAAAAUUAAAUUUCAAACAUUUACUGACAGUUUUUAUUAGUUUAAUACUCCAAAAAAAUGAACUUUUACUAAUAAAGGAUAUUUCUGCAUAUUAUACGUGUAAUUUUUUGUGGAGAUAAAUGAAACAUGUUACUUGACUCUGAACAGAUUGUUGGUCAAAAAAAACGAAAAUUCAAAGAAAUUUCACGUAUAUUAACUCCGUUGAGAAAUGAAGAAUAGAUUUUGAGUUUGUAUCAAAAUUUUGUAAGCAAACCUUAGAUUUGCAUCCAAUUCCACAAAGAACUAAAAACUCAAAAUUUUUCUGCUAGUGACUGUUACAAGCACAUAACUUUUUAUAACGUGUAACUAAAAAAUGUUGGAAUUAAGAUGUUUUAGACUAAAUCUCACUGUAUUUUUCUGUUUCUAUUAUUUAUAAACAUGAUAAAUAGAACAUCGAUGUGAGUCGAAAUGGCACAAAAUGAAUACUAUGAAGAUGAUUUUUGUAUAGUGAAUAUUUUGCAAUGUGAUAAAUAUUUGCUCAUGUGAUUUUAGUAACUUUCGUAGGUGAAUCAAUCCUGCUGAAAGUAUCUUAGAUGUUACUCUAUGUAUUUAUGUUAUUUAAACUUGGCUAGGUUAAAAAAAGAGAGGUUUCAGAAUCCGAUCAAAUCACGGCGGUUUAACAUAAAAUUUUGUCAUUUAAGAAAGAAACAAUGUCUGAACAUAUCUUUUACUAUUGAUGGCUAUUUUUAGCUAUUUAAAUAAGAGUUCACUGUUACGUGGAUCAAUUUCGAAUUGUGCGUUAUUAGAAAAGUCAUAAUGUUUCAUAAUUUCUGAUUAUUUGAAAAUUAUUAGUUAUGUAUGUUAUUGAAAUUUGAAAAAAAUCCUACUAACUAUUGGUUUGUUCUCGCAGAAGUCACAAACAGUUCGGAUUUAGUGUAAUAAUUUUAAUGGCUUCUCGAAUGCCAAAAUCUUUAGCUGGUUAAUAGGGCACUUGCAUUUCUCAAAAAGUAUCUACUUUUUUUGUUUAUUUAUUAUUAUUUAUUUAUUUUGUAUAUUUAGAAUCGUAAAAGUUUCAAAUUUUUAACUAUAUAAGAAAACUAUUCUCAUUCUCAGUUGUCUGCUUGAUAAUCACGAGGUUAUCGUUGCCGAUAACGUAAAGUGUGCUGUUAUAAUACAGUUUUUAUUUAUUAGUCACCUAUAAAUAAAUACAUUUCUCUAUAUAUAGGAAUAAACCUUUUAUAGGUUGACGUCUAACAUUAAUACAUAAUUACAAAACAAAUUAAAAGCAUAAUAUACUUAAUUACUAUGAAAUAUUGGAAUAAGUUAAAUUUGAAUCUUACUUACAUGGCAACAAAAAUAAUUACAUCUCGCAGGAUCGUUUUAACGAUCAAUAUUUUCAUAACAUUUUUGUUGUACUACAUUCGAAUUUUUAGCAUUAUAAAAAAACUUUAUCAGGUAUUUUACUCGUGGUAUUUUCACAUCUUGGCACAAAAUACGAUUUAUAUACCAUUUUUCAUAUUAAUAAAAAUUUAAUAAUAACGCUUUUUAAACUACCUACAAAAUUUCUGGAUUUUUAAUAAGUUUUUUCUCUAUGAAGAUUGAUCAAAGAAUUGAAAAAAAAAAUUCAAAAAAGUUGUAUAUAAACUAUCCAAAACUAUCUUUUUUUCUCAAAUCGUGCAAGUACCCUAUUGUCAGAAGCAUAAGCAAUUGAAAGAAUAACAGAAUUCGAAUUCAAUGUAAUUUUUUUCUGUUCUGCUUACUAUACAAAUUAUUUAAUUUUGUUUGAGGAAUUAUGAAACGAUUUAUUCUAUCAUACGAUUCUGGAUUGUCCGAUUACCUGAGAAUCUGAGUUCGAUCAUGUCCCGGAAGAAUUUUUUUCAUCAAAAUCAUCCCAAUUCAAUCAAAAAGAAUGAUGGAAUAUUUAAGAACAUUAACGCAUUUUCAGAUUUUACCCCGAGAGCAUUAGUAUUAGUUUUCAAUUCCAAAAAAUUAGAUUUGGUGAACAAUAGAAUUAAUAUUUAAGUAACAGUUGACAAGCAAAUCAAACAAAAGCAAAUGGCAAACAAGUAGAGUGUUUUUGAAAGUCAUCAAAUAGAAAAAGUUCAGUUUAGGAGACUGUUGAUAGAAUUUAGGCGUUGACGUUUCAUAUCUGUCAGCUGUUCAGACAACAAGUUUGUUUGGAAGUUAUCACUAGUUGUUAUAAAAUUGUCUGCAAGAACAAUCCUCCUCCUUAUUCUAAAUAAAAUGUUAUUCCAGAUUGUGUUAUGUGAUAUCUUCCUGCUGUGUAUAGGCAUCAUUGCCUGUUUUUCUUCACGUCAUUGCCUCUGCUCAGUCACCUGGGAGGUUGUCACUCCACCUUUUCCUAGGUCUUCCAAGGCUUCUUUGUCCUGCUGGUGAUUUGUCCCUUGAUAUUUUCACAAUUCGUUCUUCCGUCAUGCGGUCAAUGUGCUCAUUCCAUUUUAUCUUUCUAUCCAGUACCCAGUCAUUGAUAUUAUCUAUCCCGCAUGUUCGUCUUAUGUUUUCACUCCUUUCUCUAUCCAGUAGUGUUCUUCCCGCUAUUCUUCGAACUAUUUUCAUUUCUCUAGUCUCCAAUAUCCGUUUCGUUUUAGAGGUCUCAGGUCGGGUCUCUGCUGCAUAGGAUAAUAUAGGUCUGAUUGCGGUCUUGUAAAUGCGGGCUUUUGCUUCAGUUCGAAUGUAUUUAUUUCGCCAGAUUGUGUCAUUUAGGUAUGCUGCUGCUCUUGAGGCUCUUGUAGCUUGGUUUCUUACUUCCGUCUCCACGUCUCCGUGUCCAGAUAUUUCGAUUCCCAGAUAUUUAAAUUUCAUUUCCUGGUGUAUUAUUUUGUUAUCCACCACAAGCUUACAUCUGAUGGAAAUUUUUAGAGUACGCCUUCAUACACACUUUAUAGAACCAGUUGAAUUGAAAGUUUUCGAAUACAGCUUUGAAAAUAUAUAUAAUAAUAAGUUUUUUGUUUUCCAUAUUUUCUUCAGUCAAAAUUACUGAUUUAAAAAAAUUUGUGUAUCACUUUUGUUUAGAUGACGCUACGGAUUCUUAUACGUUGUGAAAAUCCGUAAAUUGACAGAUGCAAGUUCCUCUUAAUUUUAGAAAUUGCAUUGUCUGAAACUUUAAAUUAGUUCUGAGACAGAACAGAAUCAAUUCGCAUUAAAGAGUCAUAUAUAUGUUUAGCUAUAUUGUCGAAAGCAGAAUAGUUUUGAUUUUAAUUUGACAGUCGUUUAUGUUUUAUUGUAUGAUGAUUUGAUUGUUUUCCUGGAAUCGUAGAAACAGCUAGGCAGGUGUUGCUGUGAAGGUUUUUCAGACUUACAUAUCUCUCCAGGGUUCAAUGUAAAUAAUAAUGUGCCAAUUUUUGCAUUUGUUCAUUAUUAAGUAAAAAAAUUAGGUUGGUAGACCAAGCAGCAAGUAUUUUGGAAAAGUUGAGCAGAUUCGUUUAAACGGUGUCACAUAUUAUGCCAAUGCAAAUAUCAAUUUCGAUUGCUUUGGAUAAACAUUUUAAAUACCUAACCGAAUUUUUCUCAACUUUAUUUGCCUGGUCUAUAGUUAGUUUGUAUGCUAGUUCCGAUAUCACUCGGUAUAUCGUUUGUGGAACGUUGGGUGUCGGAAAAAAUAUUUUUUUUAAAAAAUGGCGCCCAACUUGUGAUUUUUAUUUUUCUUUUUUGUUAAAAAUUUAUAUUUUGGUAUUUGAUAGUAUUUAUUUGUUGUUAUUUGUUGACUAAAUUUAUGUUUCUGUGAUGUUUAGGUUAGAGAACAGACUAUAUACCGAGUGAUAACGCGAACUCUUAAAAAAAUUCCUUUUGAUCUGACAAAAAGGCACGGUUACGUUUGACAACCGUUAGCAUUAAGGUGGUUCACGACGUAUCCAGAAACAGUGACACACCAUAAAAAAUACUACAAAACAGUAUCCAUAACGCUCGUUAAUUGUACACGUCAAAUUUGUGAAGAUUUAUAAAAAAAAAACGAUUUUGCAUUGAAACAUUUUUUUUUGUUUUUGUCCUGAUAACGAACAAGAAAUAUAUUACGUAUCAUAAAAUCAAACUUAUGAGAGCGCACACAAAAUGACUCUUUUAAAAUGAAUUAUUAUAUAAUAUUUACUUUAGAAAACUAUCAAAACAUGCGAAUAAAUUUUUUGCAUGCUUUUUUGGAAAGUGUUGAUUGUAGUCACUUGUAUUUUCCAUAACAAGGUGGUGUCCUUAGAGAAUGACCCAGCGCUUUCAUAACCUUUAUAUGCCAACUUUUUUAUCGAAUCCAGUACAAUAAGAUGAAUGCCACAUUGGAUAAUCUGUGUAGUUGUGGAUACAUCCUUUUUAUCCUCCAGUUCCAAACAAUGCUAUGAAUCAUCAAUUUAUUUUUCGUUUUGAUGUACUGGAGGAAACGUUGCACCUAUUUUCGAUGUUUGAAGCUUGUGUAAAAUGGUGUAGACAUCGGAGAAACAACACAAGUCAAAAUAUUCGAAAGAAUCAAACCUAUAAUUAUUUACCGAAUGUAGUAAACUUUGGAAACUGAUUAUUAACGGUUGUCAUGAUAGAUGUAGUGUUCGUCAAAGAUGAUAUCACAAAGUCACUUUGUCCAAUAAUUUUAAAUGGCAACCCACACCUCUUCGAUGAUACUAAUUUUUAUGUGUUUUUGUGAUCUUCAUUCACUUCUUUAUAGUGAUUAUUUCAUUUUUAAACUUUCGUCUGACUAUUUCAAAUAUGUCUGAAGAUAUGAAAUCCGGUGGAAAAUUCUAUAUGAACCUAAUAGUCAAAUAACCACGCUGUUCCGUCUUUUUGCACCAUAAUAGUGUGGAAAAGCAGCAGAUUAGAUUAUCUACGAGAAUUUCCAAAAUUAACGAUUCUAUUGCAUUUUGCGAUAUCUAUAGAUGAAACUCAGAUAGAUUGGUAUUAAGAAAAAGUGCUCUAACAAUGUUGUAUUCCAGUCCAUCUGCUUAAACAUGUUUCACGAUUUACUUCACUCCAAUAUUUCACAUUAUGUGUAUUUACAUUUCAAUUUCAUAUAAAGCACUUUUAUCGCUAAAAGAAAUUGUCGUCGCUUUUGAGUGUAAACCUGCUAACCUCACUUUGAGGUGUUCUUACAGGAAAGAGAAAAAUUUUUAAUGGCUACUUUUGGGAAAUAGAAGACGAGUAAAUUGUACAGUUAGUAAUUCAAAUAGACUAACAUAAAAAAAUAUUUCAAAUCUCUUACGAAAAUAAAACGUAAACUUUUCCCCUUCUUUUUCUCAAAAUCAACAGUUAAGUAAAAAUCGCGAAAAACUAGCUAAGUCCCAGAAAUGUAGUAAAGAAAGUCUGCCAACUCCCAGGAUAACGAACUUCUACAGUUAGGAUUUAAAAAUAAUGUUUUUCCUUAAAUAUCAAUAACUCUCACAAAAAUAAAACCACACAGAUGUUAAAAGUACUUACCUUUGUUAAAUAAUUAUCACGAAUUAUUUAAACAGCUCGAAAUGAACACAAAAACUGUUAAUUAUUGAGAGCAUUAAGUACAAAAUGGCGGUGACGCUGGAUUUAGCCGCGAAAGUUUGCAUGGUAUGAAUUUAGCAAUUUUACUCAUCACACAUUUUUAUACGCUGUCAGUAACUUUCAGAUAAUAAGGUGAUUUUUUUCUUUCAAAUGGUAUUCAUAAGUCAUUUGAAGCCAAAAAGGAUUUAGCAGGUUUACAUUCAAAUGCGGAGUUGUGCUGUCGGUUGAUUUCCAUGUUCAUAUUUUCAUAUAAUUUCAGUUUUUCUUUAUGGUCGUCGACUAAGAGUUGAUGACUUGUCAAUUCAUAUGCUUGAUAUUUUUCUAAACACCAUGUCUACUACUUUAACUGACUUUACACGUUGAAAAAACUGGAGCUGUUUUAGAAGUUAGAUUGACUAUUAAUUUUGCCAACAUAUCAACUUUUAAUCAUCAGAAAAUUGUAGUCUAGCAGAUUUUAUGACACCAUUAAUACUAAAAACUUACGAAAAAGUUACCUCAAAGUAGUUUUAGUAACGGAAAUCAUUAAAAAUUCGUUCUGCUGCUUGUAUAUUUUGUCUAUUGGCAUUAGGAUCGCUGCUUCUACAUCAACUGAAGAUUCUUCGCUUCUUGAAGCCCUUAAAUGUUUGGAUUGAUUGAAACAAAUUACUAAAAGCUACUGAAAUAUUGAAAAGUUCGAUCAACAAUACAAAAAUAAUCAAAUGUACAAAAAUUUCAUUUUGGAUAGACGAAAACGUUACAUUAUUGGAUUUAUCCGGAAAAAAUUUAGUACCAACCAAUUCAAUUCAUCACAGCUUUGUUGUUAAUAAGCCAGUUCUAAAACGGCAAAAAUUACAAUCAAUAUUUGUAUCAUUGAAUGGAAUUUUUGAAUAUUCUUGAAAACGGGUGUCACUUGCUAGAAGUUCCCAUUCAAAAUUAUUGGUCACAAUGACAUUUUGACUACAUCUUUGAUAAAUAUUUCCAUCGGGUCGCAAAAAAGUGUACCAACCUUUUGAAAAUAAAAAAUACUGUUCUGCUGCCUUUUUAGAUAUCGCCCAGAAAUUUGACAAGAUCUGGCGCGACGGACUACUAUACAAAAUUAGGAAAAACCUCCCGCACAACCUUUCCAAAUCCUAAAAUCCUACCUGUGGACAAACACUUCCAAGUCAAAAUCUAGGACCACAACACAACUUUAAAUCCAAUUAUGUCCUAUUUCUUUGUGGCCAAAAACUUCAUGUUACCUACACCAAACGGAGAAAGGCGUGUCCAACUGUUAAACGGACAUUUUCUGCAGCAAAAAGAGAGUGCAAAAUACCUUGUAAUUUGGUAUUGGGACUAACCUGGAGCAUACACAUACUAACCCAUGGUAAGCAAAUGGACCUAAAACUCAGCAAACUGUAUUGAUUAAUAUAUCGAAGAUCUCAACUAACAAUCAAUAACAAGCUGCUAAUAUACAAAAUAACACUAAAACCUAUUAUGGUAUUCAACUAUGUGGCACUGCAUCCAACUCAAAUGUAUCAAUUCUAGACAGAUUUCAGUCAAAAGUACUUAGAAUUAUUGUAAACGUUUCAUAAAACAUACCCACGUUAUAUUAAUAGCCAAGGUAUAGCCUGGAAGCAGGCGAGACAAUUGAUAGUGUUUUGUCUAGGUUCAUAUGAAAUUUUUUGUCAUCCUCUAUAAACCCUUAUGAAUGUAAAAAGUCAACUUUUAGCUGGCCUUGACCACGUACCACUCUUCGAAUUCAAGACUCGAUCAUAAAUUGGAAAAAACUGUAUCCUGUUAUGCAGAAUUUGUUUUUUGGGUACUUUUUGAUCUUCUUUUUAAUACCUUGAUUUUAUUUCCAAUAUAAUACUCAUUAGAUCCUCCAGCCUCCCCCAAUGCUCGGUGUACUUUAGGAUGUUUUGCACCCUACAGUUUUCUAAUUUAUAAUUGUCAAAAUAUAUAUUAUUUUUAUUAGAAUGUUUCGAUCUUAAGUUGGUGAAUUGUUCAAAUCUUGAGCGAUUCACUCCCUCGCAAAUUUUUUCUGUAACAUUCGUCUUUUAUAAAAAGUAUGAAAAUAAUCCUGUUUUGAUAUAUUUUUUAUACAAAUUGAACAAAAAAUAAGAGAACGUUUAAAAAUAUUUACAAAUAUUUUGUGUCAAUCUAAUGGAAUUUAUGGUUUUUUAUAUGUCAGGUUAAAACAGAAUUAUCUCGAUAUGUUGAAUAUGAGGUCCACCCUGUAUAUUCGUGAAGUGAACCACCUUAGUUAGCAUACAUUUUGACUGUAUAUUUAGUGCUGUGACUCCUCAAACGUUUUGUCUGAUUAGUUUUAAAAUUAUUUAUUUGUUUAGUUUUGUGAUACGGUCGAACCAAAGACAUUUCAUUGGAAAAAUUUGUUUCUAAAAGAUUCAAAAAUAUUUUUUUAAACGUGCCAUUUUAAAGUAAAUGAACAUUGACAUAAAGUGUCGGGUUGUUGAUGGGAAUCGAUAUGUAAGAUGGUUAUUUUUUCCGCAGAAUAAUAUUAUAUCACAAAACAAGACCUUCAAGCGAUAACGACUUUAAUUAUAGUUUGAGCAUGCAGAAUCUAUUCCAAUUUUUUUAUGAGAUGUUAAGCAUAAUAUUAUUGGUAACAGUAUGUUUUUAUAUUACGGUACUACACACGUUAUUAACUUGUAAUUUUCGAACGUCGUUAAAUGUGACAACUUGAAUGUUAACUUUUGAUUAAGUUUCUUAAAUGUUUGAGUUAGAUGAAUCUUGGUGACUCAAUUCUAUGGAUUUUUGAAUAUAAAUAUAAGAAAAAUACAGCAUCACAACGAUUGAAUAGUAAUAGAAAUUAAAAGCAUUAAAAUGAUUAAAAAAAACAUUGGUACAUCCAUUUUCUAAUUAAUAAAAAUAACCACCAGAAAAUAAACGGUUGACAUUAUUUCUGUUUUCCUAUGCCAGUGGACUUCACUUAACGCUGCCUUGACGCAAUUAGAAUAAAUAUUAAAAAUAGAUUAUCAAUUUUUUAUUAAAAAA